GAAAGAGAGCUAUAGAGAGAGAGAGAGAGAGAGAGAGAGAGAGAGAGAGAGAGAGAGGAGAAUUUACUACUGUGAUUCUUUCUUUUCUGGUUCUCCAUUCACACACAACCUCUGUCAUUGAUCAGUCACAGAAAAAGAAAAGACUCAGGUUCAGUCCGGUUCCACUUUCUAGAGAGAGAGAGAGAGAGAGAGAGAGAGAAACUGAUUGCUGACUAAAACCAAGGGUUCUCUACACAUACUUUACACAUUGAUAUAAACAUAUUCUGAUCCUCAUUCGUGUAAUAUUGUGCUGGGAGAUUAUCGAGCACCGAUGCCGGAUAAUCGCACGGUUGAGAGCAAUGGCGUCCUGUCCAAAUCGUCCAGCCGAUCAGUCGAAGAGGCCGUUCAAAGGUUGAAAAUUCAGACAACUGAUGAUGAGGAUAGUGGUGUGGUGGCUAAUUCUUUCCACUACCCAGAUCGGCCGGGGGAACCAAAUUGCAUGUACUACAUGAGAAAUGGGCUGUGUGGUUAUGGAAGCAAGUGUAGAUUUAAUCACCCUGUUUAUGCUGGGCAGGGUGGUCAGCAGACUCAGCGCAGAGGUGAACUGCCAGAAAGAGUCGGGCAACCUGUCUGUGGGCAUUAUCUUAAGACAGGAACCUGCAAAUAUGGACCGGCAUGUAAAUAUCAUCACCCACGGGACAAGAAUGGUGUAGGACCUGUCCAAUUGAAUAGCUUGGGCUUACCAAUGCGUCAGGAAGGAAAUGCAUGUCCCCAUUACAUGAGAACUGGAUCGUGUAAGUUUGGAGUUGCAUGCAAGUUUCAUCAUCCUCAGCCUGCAAGUGCUGGAACUUUUUCUCCCGUUUCUGGACCUGCUGUUUAUGGCUUUCCAAGCUCAUCAGUUCCGACUUCAUCUGGUUUGCAUUUUGGGGGAGGAGCUCCAACAAUGUCCUUACCAAGAGUACCGUAUCUAUCUGGUCCCUUUGCUCAAGGGCCCCAGGCAUACAUACCUGUUGUUUUGUCUCCCUCUGAAGGCAUUGCUGCACAUGGAUGGAACACUUACUUGGGUGAGGCAGCUUUCGGUGGCCUGGUGCAAUCGUCUACAAUCAUUUCUUAUCUACCUGAGAGACCCGACCAACCAGAAUGCCGUCGUUUUAUGAGCACUGGAAGCUGCAAAUAUGGGUCUGAUUGCAAGUACCAUCAUCCAAGAGAGAGAAUUGCUCAAUGGACAACUAAUUCCUUAGGCCCGCUUGGGCUUCCAUCGAGACCUGGGCUACCAGUUUGUUCAUACUACAGCUUUUAUGGACUCUGCGAAUACGGCCCAACAUGCAAAUAUGACCACCCUCUGACAGGAUAUUCUUACAACUCUGAUUUGAAUUUUCCAGCUCUCCCUGUUUUUUAUCCGCCUGUCUUCCCAUAUCAGAGGAAUAUGCCGACGGUCCUCUCAUUGGAGCAAUCUCCCCCUAAAUUAGCUAGUAUUAGUGACUGGGUCAAUAAACCUGAGGCUGAAGUCAACGAAAAUCCGAAACUGGAUACCGAAACUCCUGAAAAUGCAUCAGACCAUGCUAUUUCUCCUCAACUACCCUUGUCAGAUUCUUCAGAACUUUCGCAUGAACAAUCGGAUUAAUUUAAUUCUCUUCCUCUCUUUUGUCUCGGGUUCACAUUUUGCUGCUGAGUUUCAGUCAGACAAACGAAUUCGAAGACUUGUGCCUCCAGGUCCCCCUUUCACCUGCAGUUAUGUGGAAAUGGAUAUUGUUGUUUAUCGUUCGAUAGAGGAAAAAGCUGGGGGAUUUGGAAGGGCACUUUUUUGUGUUGAAUAAAGUGCAGGUGAAGAGUUGUAACGUUUGAAUGUUUUUUCGCCGAAAAUUGUUCUCGUUUCGGCAGAUGCUGUUUGCUGUGUAAUUUCGCUUAAGUAGCUGUUUAUUCGAAUGCCAAAUUUUGUGUGUGCA
Messenger RNA from Rhododendron vialii, 1925 nucleotides. Its product is annotated as zinc finger CCCH domain-containing protein 3-like. The coding region runs from base 311 to 1603 and encodes 430 amino acids. The record is from RefSeq and is a predicted model, not a curated record. Gene Ontology annotation, molecular function: mRNA binding; metal ion binding. The transcript is spliced from 7 exons. Lineage: Eukaryota; Viridiplantae; Streptophyta; Magnoliopsida; Ericales; Ericaceae.